CGUAUUUCUAUUUUUAUGAUUACCAGGUAAUAAAUGGACAGCUAUGCGUUGGGCGAGCACACUCAACUUCUCAAGCCUCAAAGUCUAAUUCCCAGUAUUCAGUAUUCACGGAGCAAACGUGAGAGAGAGGAGCAGAUAGGGAAAAAGAAAAGAAAAGGCAAAGUCCUUUCAUUGACUUUUGUCGGUGUAUCCAUUGGGUGAGUUUAUCUUGGUCAUUCCGUAUUAAGAUUCCAGUUUAAUCAAGCCUUUCCCCCAAUUCACUGUGCGGAAUUCUGUUAGGAAAUGAGUUCGGAUCAGAAAGUGCAUAGCUUUGAGGAGGUCUCCAAGCACAACCUGACCAAAGAUUGCUGGCUUAUUAUCCAUGGAAAGGUUUAUGAUGUCACUCCAUUCAUGGAUGAUCAUCCAGGAGGCGAUGAGGUUUUGCUUUCAGCAACUGGGAAGGAUGGAACCAAUGAUUUUGAGGAUGUCGGGCACAGCGAUGACGCAAGACAGACAAUGGAGAAAUAUUACAUUGGGGAGAUAGACCAGUCCACGGUUCCAAAGAAGCCUUAUUACACAGGCCUACAUCCACAAGCUCCGGAAAGCUCCGACAGGUCUCCGGAUUUCGUGGUCAAGAUUUUGCAAUUCCUCGUACCCCUUUUGAUAUUGGGAUUGGCUUUUGUAGUCCGACACUACACCAAGGAGAAGUAAGCUAGUAGUACUCCAUACUCCUUAGUAAUGACUUUGAACCUGGUACUGUACGCUUGCCAUGUUCAUCAUUGAGCUCAUGGCCAGUAAUGAUAAUAAAUUAUGAAGUGUUGAAAGGGGGAGGAUUUUCUCCCAUGUUUUGUUUCCUUCUUAGACUCUAUUAUAGUGAUGCGUUCGUUGGCCAUGCUGUGCCUGCAGAAAUGACGUUUGAUUGUGUUCCCUUGUUUGCUAUACAACGGAAUCCUUCUGUCAUGUUUCUUAGGGUCUGUUUUCAAC
Messenger RNA from Cuscuta epithymum, 963 nucleotides. NCBI's taxonomy places the organism in Eukaryota, Viridiplantae, Streptophyta, Magnoliopsida, Solanales, Convolvulaceae. The record is from the annotation of a GenBank genome assembly.